Molecule: messenger RNA, 480 nt
Organism: Camellia sinensis
Lineage: Eukaryota; Viridiplantae; Streptophyta; Magnoliopsida; Ericales; Theaceae
Source: RefSeq, a predicted model, not a curated record
AUGAGCUCUUCUACAAAGGCCAACUCCUUCCUCUCCACCUCUCCCACCGCCUCUCUAUGGUCCGCACCCUAUUUCUCUCCUCCUUCAGUACCUCCUCCGACACCACCACCACUGCCUCUCGCGACUUCGCCACCAAUACCACCACCGACUGCUACUUUUUCCGACCCAACUCCGUCGCCGAAAACGAUGAAUUCAAAUGCCCCAACACCACCUUCCACCACCAUAACCAGAUCAAAAAGCCCAAGUGCUUAUCUCUCUAGAUUCUCCUCUGUUUUUCGCAAAUCCCGUGACUCUGACGAUAACCCAUCUAGGUCCUUCAUCAAACGUAUAAGCGUAACAGCCAAGGACGACGAUGGACUGUGUGGACAAUACGGGCGCGAAGAAUCUGUACAUCAUAUCAGUGAAGUGUAUCCAGGAGAGGCUGAAUUUGUUGCCUUCUGCUUGCGUCGGAGACAUGGUGAUAGCCACCUUGAAGAAUGA